Molecule: messenger RNA, 3782 nt
Organism: Dunckerocampus dactyliophorus (ringed pipefish)
Lineage: Eukaryota; Metazoa; Chordata; Actinopteri; Syngnathiformes; Syngnathidae
Gene: laynb
Product: layilin b
Exons: 8
Coding region: 249-1343 (364 amino acids)
Molecular function (GO): hyaluronic acid binding
Source: RefSeq, a predicted model, not a curated record
UAGUCAUGGCAUGUCUGACACCACAUAAUUAACAGUUCUCCUACCAUUCCGUGUGGACGUGUCAGACGCCCUGCGGACGACCCACUUUCCAUCAUGCACUACUAGUGCGAGUCUUGGACCGUCCUGUCUGUCACGAGUUCUGUCAGGCUGGCUGGAGAGGAGAAGAAAAACGUUAUUUGACGUUUUCUCAUGGUUUCGCAGUAACGGCGGUGCAGACAGAGAAAGCACACCGACGUGAACAUGUCGACAUGGAUUUUAUGAGGCUGUUUGGCGCCCUGAUCGCCGUCCUCUUCCACAAUGCAUCCGCUGCUAAAAUCAAUGGCCAACGGAUCUGCCGGCGAGGGACGGAGCGCCCAUGCUACAAGGUGUCCUACAUCCAGGACAGCCGGCGUAGGCUGACCUUCCAAGACGCCAGGCAGGCGUGCAGGGCAGACGGCGGUGAGCUGCUCAGCAUCGAAACAGAAAGCGAGCAGCGGCUGAUAGAGAGGUUCAUACAGCAGCUGCAUGCCGCAGAUGGAGACUUCUGGAUCGGCCUUCGUCGCAGCCCUCAGCGCUUUAGGAGUGGCAGCAGCAACCCGGGAUGUCCCUCCCAGUACUACUGGCUGGACGGGAGCAAGGCCAAGUUCAGGAAUUGGCACUGGGACGAGCCUUCCUGCGGCGGGGAAAUGUGCGUGGUGCUUUACUACCAGCCGUCUGCACCACCUGAUGAGGAAGGUCACUUCCUGUUUCAGUGGAAUGAUGACAACUGCAACGCCAAGAACAACUAUGUCUGCAAAUAUUCCAAAGAAAAGGCACCAGUCUUUACAGAGCAAGGGAACAUUGCACAUGAGGUUCCAACUGUGAGGCCAAACAUUUUCUUCACAACAGCAAGUGAUGAGUUCAUCAAAGUAGGACAGCCUGAGUCUUCAGUGUCUUUCUCAGACAACACCCUUUAUGUUCCCUACAUCUUGUAUGCAACCAUUCCUGCCCUGUUGCUGCUGUUGCUUGCAGUUGCUGGCUUCUUCUGCUACAAACAACAAGCUAAGCGCAGCAGGAAGACGGAGACCAAAAGCGCCACUGGCCGAGCCAAACGGUGGACGCCCACAGACACGUCAUCUUGCCCCCUUCAAGGACCUUACGCCUUCAGCGACAUCACCAGACUUACUCACCUUUCUCCCGACAGCACUCUGCCAGCAGACUUCAUUACAAAGUACCCAUGCACUCCUGCAAAGGACCCCCAAUGGAACGACUAUGAGAAUGUAUUAAUAACGGACAGGGAGAGUGGCUUUGUGAACAACGACAUCUAUGAGACCAGUAGGGCACAGGGUCGACACGGUUGGGUUGAAAAUGAGAUCUAUGGGUAGCAAUGUUCAGAAAUAUCACCUGGCUGUGUUCUGCAUGUACUACUGCAUGUGUGGUGCAGGAUACCGACACAUGUGGCUGUGGAUUUAUGUUGAACUUAGGGCGUACUCAUAUUCAUACCGUGCUGGACUUGGGCAUGAUAUCCCACACUCUCCUGGAGCAUUCAUGCUGUGGCCCAUUUGCUUGUGUCGUCACUUCUGUGCUGCUGUAUGACUGCAGUUUCCCUGACUUUGUGGAUUAUUUCCAGUCUUACUCCAAGUUGUACUGAUUAUUCCUAUUGUGCAAGGUGGCAGCUGUCAUUACUUGUUGGCAAAAGGAGCAAUCGCAUUAAUGAAAUGACACAGUCCGAAUGUGAUUAUGCCCUUAGAGUAGAUCCACCCUGUGUUAAAAUGGAACUAUUAGGAUAGGGGUGUCCAAAGUGUGGCCCGGGGGCCAUUUGCAGCCGGUGGCUGUUUUUUUAUUUUUAUUUACCACAUUCUAAAAAUAUAAUUUAACAAGAAAAAAACAGCAGCAAAAAUGAAAAGAUUUGCAGUAAUUUUACAAGCUAUUAGGAGAACUAUUGAAGAGAUAGUUCUGAUUUGUUGACAUGAAGUUGUAUGACAUCCCCAUCAGCAGUGUAGUGCAUCAGCAGUGUUCUGGUGAGGAGGAACGUAGUUACAGUUAGUUGCUGGGGUCACUUAAGUAAAGAGUUGGGCUUCUCAAAACAAUAUGCGUUCAAAUGAGUAUUUUGCAUCACAAAACCGUUGCUAACAAAAAAAGUCAGACCACUCAGUUGCUCAGCGUUUUUUUUCUCUCCAUUCGUAUCAAAACAAAAAUGGAAAAAUGGGUAAUUUCACAAGAAUAACGUCAAAAUAUUAGCGAAAGAAGUCAUUCUAAGAUGAAUUUAUAUAUAUAUAUAUAUAUAUAUAUAUUCUAUUGUAUUCUAUUCUAUUAUAUCAUAUUAUAUCAUAUCAUAUAUCAUAUCAUAUCAUAUUAUAUUAUAUUGUAUUAUAUUAUAUUAUAUUAUAUUAUAUUAUAUUAUGGGAAUAAAGUCAUAAUAUUAUCAGGAGAAAAUGUACAUGUAAGAUUAUUUAUAACAAAAGCUGAAAUAGUUGGAAAAUAAAAAAAAAAAAACAGCAAAAAUGGAGAAGGGGCAAAAACUGAAUUUCAUACUAAUAAUACGCUUUUUCAUCUAUAUCACAAAGCUGAGAUGGGAGUUUUUUUCUUGAAUAUACACUACUGUUUAAAAGUUUUAGAACACUCCAAUUUCUCUGGACGAAAAACCUACAUUUUUUAGUGUUAGUGUUAAAAUGGUCUGUCUGUCUUCCAUUGUUAAUUCCCUUUUUCUUGCCAUUUUUAUAGCAACAAAUUACUUUCUCCAGUACAAUGCUGUUCAAAUGAUGUUCACGAGGGUAUAGUACCACAGUGUGUUCCGAACACUGUUUUUAUGCAGACAGAGGAGGUGGUCCCUAAAACAGGCCUUUUUGUAUAAUUCUGAAAUACAAAUUAUUUUUCAGUUUCGGGUAACCUUACCUUUUUUUCUAACCUCUGGCACUUCACCACUUACCUUUGUGCCAUUUCAAGCUAUUCAUUAUACUUGAAUAACUUGAAUUUCAAUAAAUAACUGGAAAAAUUGGGGUGUUCUAAAACUUUUGACCGGUAGUGUAACUUCUUAGCAUAUCAACAUGCAUUGCUUUACAAAAGAGUGGCCCUUGCAACCUUUCAUUUUUUAGUGUGUGGCCCUCGCUGGAAAAGUUUGGACAUCCCUGUUUUAGGCCUUUGUGUUCGUCCAUAUUAAUGGACAAAAAAUACACAAACAUCUUGGAGGAAAUGCAUUUUUACUUCUUGCCAAUACUUUUGUCCGUAUAAUCUAGACAACUGUAAUCUAUUUAAUGCAUUCUAUGGUGAAGCAAAACUUGUAUUUUUUGUAUAAUUAUGUGCAUAUUGUACUAUCAUGCUGACUAAAACAGCUGUUUAAAAUGUAUUAUAUCCGCAGAAACGUGCAUUGUUUGUGCUAUGUUUAACAGCUCUUUUUUCUCAAUACAUCAUUCCAUUGCAUUUUGCACAAGUCUCCUUGGUAGUGUUUUUUAUGCUCAAAAAAAGGACAAUCUGGCACUCAAAGUCCUCAAAAAGUCCUCUUAUUAGUCGUGUCUGCAUGUCAGGAGCACAUGCAUCAGGUCCAGACCCAGGGACCAAUAAUUUCUGGAAUGAGUUAUGCAAGAACAGAUGUUUUUACUUCCAAUGGUUUAUAUUGUCCCCUUUUAUGCAUCGUUUCUAUCAAGUUAUGUAAUUGCGGUUUUGGAUUUCAAAGGGGCCGUAAUUAACCCAAACAUGUCUUCCAUACACCUUGCCAGAACCGAUGUGUGCUUCAGUGGCUUGCACAUUUAACCCUGCAAUAAAUAUACAGUGAAAGUUUUCAUGCAUAGGUUGUUAUCAUCUAAUAAAAUGCUUCUGCAGCAGGA